CAAGGUAUUCCAGUACUCAAAUGUCAUACCCACAAACAACAAUUUAAGCAACCCAAGCAGCUAUUGCUAUUGAUUAGGAAAAUAUUUAACUCAAAGUAAAUUUGGAAGACGUUUAAGCAAAACCAUUGUCAAAAUGCAGGAUGCAGAGACAGAUACGAAGCGAACCAAAAGCUACGUGGAGGAGGUAUUUCGCAAAGUGCAGGCGAAACCCGGCGUGGAGGACAUAUUGAUCAUGAAUCACUCGGGUGUGCCGGUUAAGACCUCGAUGGAUCGCCAGGAUGGCCUGCAGUAUGCCUGUCUAUAUGACAAUUUGCGGGAGAAGUGCCAGGCAUUCCUCUCCAAAAUGGAGCCAGCUCAAAAUUUAACUCUGUUGAGAGUGCGUACCAAGUUUCACGAGGUACUGAUUACACCAGAUGCCAAGAUCACCGUUUUGGUGGUUCAGAAUGCCAAGGAUACGUUUCUUAACAUUAAGGGUUAGCAUACAAACAUUGUGCUAUGUUCAUGAUUACCACAAAAGAUCUAAAUAAAGUUUUCAGUUGGA
This is a messenger RNA of Drosophila santomea, 541 nucleotides long. Its product is annotated as dynein light chain roadblock-type 1. Gene Ontology annotation, biological process: microtubule-based movement. Gene Ontology annotation, cellular component: cytoplasm; cytoplasmic dynein complex; centrosome. Gene Ontology annotation, molecular function: dynein intermediate chain binding. The coding region runs from base 134 to 478 and encodes 114 amino acids. The record is from RefSeq and is a predicted model, not a curated record. Lineage: Eukaryota; Metazoa; Arthropoda; Insecta; Diptera; Drosophilidae. The transcript has 2 exons.